AUGUCGUCACAACGAAACCACAUAGGAUUCGAAGGCACGAUGAGAUCAAAAACCUCAUCGUGGAAAGAACUUAAAAAGAAAGGCCCAGAGGUGGCAAUAACGGUUGAAACCGACGGUGGCGGCAACCGGAGGCGGAAUCUCAAACCUGACCUGGUAAUACAAAGCCGGGGAAGGGUCUUCGUGGUCGAUGUUACAGUCCGCCACGAAGACGGGAAUAAUCUCGCUCAAGGGUUUACAAAGCAAAGUAGAAAAAUAUAG
Molecule: messenger RNA, 258 nt
Organism: Acanthoscelides obtectus
Lineage: Eukaryota; Metazoa; Arthropoda; Insecta; Coleoptera; Chrysomelidae
Source: the annotation of a GenBank genome assembly